Laetiporus sulphureus 93-53 is the source of this 1245-nucleotide messenger RNA. Its product is annotated as aspartate aminotransferase. Gene Ontology annotation, biological process: L-aspartate biosynthetic process. Gene Ontology annotation, molecular function: L-aspartate:2-oxoglutarate transaminase activity; pyridoxal phosphate binding. Gene Ontology annotation, cellular component: cytosol. The transcript is spliced from 8 exons. The record is from RefSeq and is a predicted model, not a curated record. Bases 1 to 1245 code for a protein of 414 amino acids. Lineage: Eukaryota; Fungi; Basidiomycota; Agaricomycetes; Polyporales; Laetiporaceae.
AUGUCCGUCAAAGCUGAAACCUGGGACGACGUUCCUCUCGCUCCCGCCGAUGCCAUCUACAAGCUCACUGGCGCGUUUAAAGAGGACCCGGCUGCACAGAAGGUGAACCUCGGUGUCGGCGCGUACAGAGAUGACAACGGGAAGCCGUGGAUUCUGCCUGUCGUAAAGAAGGCGACGGAGAUGCUCUUGAAUGAUCCGAACUUGGACCACGAGUACCUGCCGAUCACCGGUCUCCCAGAAUUCACGAAUGCCGCUGCGCGACUAGUGCUGGGCCCCAACUCGCCCGCCGUCGUAGAGAACCGCAUCUCGAGCGUGCAGACGAUCUCGGGGACGGGCGCCAACCACCUUGGAGCGCUGUUCUUGAGCCGGUUCUACCACUGGGCGGAGGGCACGCCGAAGGCCGCAUACUUGAGCGAUCCCACAUGGGUGAACCAUCUCCAAAUUUUCAAGGGUGUCGGCAUUGCGCCGCUCGCACAUUCGUACUACGACCCCUCGACGAUCGGCCUUGCGUUCGGCGCCUUCCUCGCGACGGUCCAGACUGCACCGCCAAAGUCGGUGUUUGUACUCCACGCGUGUGCUCACAAUCCUACCGGUGUAGAUCCCACGCGAGAGCAGUGGGGUUUGAUCGCGGACGCUGUGCUGGAGCGAGGCCACUAUGCGUUCUUCGACAGUGCAUACCAAGGCUUUGCCAGCGGUGACCUGGACCGGGAUGCGUGGGCAAUUCGGGAGUUUGUUAGGAGGGGUGUGCCGAUGUUGGUCUGCCAGAGUUUCGCGAAGAAUGCUGGACUGUAUGGGGAGCGUGUAGGCGCGCUGCACAUUAUUUCGCCGACGCCAGAAGCAGCCCUUCGAAUCAAGAGUCAGCUGUCAGUUCUGACGCGAAGCGAGAUUAGCAGCCCACCCGCGUACGGUGCCCGCCUGAUGGCGCUCAUCAUGAAUAAUGCGGAGCUGUUCGAAGAGUGGAAACGCGAUAUCAAGACGAUGGCGGAGCGUAUCAUCGCGAUGCGAAAGGAGCUGCACCGGCUGUUGACUGAAGAGCUCAAGACGCCGGGCAAGUGGGAUCACAUCGUGAACCAGAUUGGGAUGUUUAGCUACACGGGGAUCACGACGGAGCAGAGCCAGGCGCUGAUUGACAAGGCGCACAUCUAUAUGACGACGAACGGAAGAAUCUCGAUGGCUGGGCUGAACAGCCGCAACAUCCGGUAUUUUGCGGAGAGUCUGGACAAGGUGGUGCGGGGGCAGUUGUGA